Molecule: messenger RNA, 2611 nt
Organism: Octodon degus (degu)
Lineage: Eukaryota; Metazoa; Chordata; Mammalia; Rodentia; Octodontidae
Gene: Nsmf
Product: NMDA receptor synaptonuclear signaling and neuronal migration factor
Exons: 15
Coding region: 169-1761 (530 amino acids)
Biological process (GO): positive regulation of neuron migration; regulation of neuronal synaptic plasticity
Cellular component (GO): nucleus; cytoplasm
Molecular function (GO): protein binding
Source: RefSeq, a predicted model, not a curated record
CACCCGGGCGGCGGGACGCGGAGCGCCUGGCACUGCCAUGCAGGGCCCGAGUGUGACCGCGACGACGACCGCGAGCCUGAGCGCGAGCCCCCGUGUGGCGCGGCUCCCCCGGCGGAGGCGGCGGGCGCGGGGCGCGCUCUGAGGCCCGGGGGAUGCGUGGCCGCGGCCAUGGGCGCCGCGGCCUCCAGGAGGAGGGCACUGAGAAGCGAGGCCGUGUCCUCGGUGGCGGCCAAAGUGCGCGCAGCCCGAGCGUUUGGAGAGUACCUGUCCCAGAGUCACCCUGAGAGCCGCAACGGGGCAGACCACCUGCUGGCUGACGCCUACUCUGGUCACGACGGGUCCCCCGAGAUGCAGCCAGUCCCCCAAAACAAGCGCCGCCUAUCCGUCGUCUCCAAUGGCCGCUAUGAGGGCAGCCUCUCAGAUGAGGCUGUCAGUAGGAAGCCAGCUGCCGAGGCCCCCAAACCCCGUGUGUACACCAUCUCCGGGGAGCCAGCGCUGCUGCCUGGUCCUGAGACUGAGGCCAUUGAGCUAGCAGUGGUGAAAGGGCAGCAGCAGCGGGAGCGGCAUCCUCACCACCACAGCCAGCCUCUCCGCGCCAGCCCAGGCAGCAGCCGUGAGGACAUCAGCAGGCCCUGCCAGAGUUGGGAAGGUAGCCGCCAGGGCUCCAAAGAAUGUCCUGCAUGUGCCCAGCUGGCCCCUGGGCCCUCCCCACGGGCCUUUGGGCUGGAUCAGCCAACGCUGCCAGAGGCCUCUGGCCGCCGCAAGAAGCUGGAGAGGAUGUACAGCGUCGAUCGAGUGUCAGAUGACGUCCCCAUCCGCACAUGGUUCCCCAAGGAGAGCCUGUUCAGCUUCCAGACGGCAACCACAACUAUGCAAGCGGUGUUCAGGGGCUACGCGGAGAGGAAGCGCCGGAAACGGGAGAAUGAUUCCGCGUCUGUAAUCCAGAGGAACUUUCGCAAACACCUGCGCAUGGUUGGCAGUCGGCGGGUGAAGGCCCAGACGUUCGCUGAGCGGCGCGAGCGGAGCUUCAGCCGGUCCUGGAGCGACCCCACCCCCAUGAAAGCCGACACUUCCCACGACUCCCGAGACAGCAGUGACCUGCAGAGCUCACACUGCACGCUGGAUGAGGCCUGUGAGGACCUGGACUGGGAAACAGAGAAGGGCCUUGAGGCCGCAGCCUGCAGCACCGAGGGCUUCCUGCCGCCCAAGGUUAUGCUCAUCUCCUCCAAGGUGCCCAAAGCCGAGUACAUUCCCACCAUCAUCCGCAGGGAUGACCCCUCCAUCAUCCCCAUCCUUUACGAUCACGAGCACGCAACCUUCGAGGAUAUCCUGGAGGAGAUAGAGAAGAAGCUGAACGUGUAUCACAAGGGGGCCAAGAUCUGGAAGAUGCUGAUUUUCUGUCAGGGAGGCCCUGGACACCUCUAUCUGCUGAAGAACAAGGUGGCCACCUUUGCCAAAGUGGAGAAGGAAGAGGACAUGAUCCACUUCUGGAAGCACUUGAGCCGCCUGAUGAGCAAGGUGAACCCAGAGCCAAAUGUCAUCCACAUCAUGGGCUGCUACAUCCUGGGGAACCCCAAUGGGGAGAAGCUGUUCCAGAAUCUCAGGAACCUCAUGACUCCCUACAGGGUCGCCUUUGAGUCACCCUUGGAGCUGUCUGCCCAAGGGAAGCAGAUGAUCGAGACCUACUUUGACUUCCGGCUGUACCGCCUGUGGAAGAGCCGCCAGCACUCGAAGCUGCUGGACCUCGAUGAGGUCCUGUAAGGGGCCGGGCCAUGCCAGCUACCCCGGGGCCAUGGGCACUGCACCCAGGACACAUGGUCCUGGUCUUGUCCAGAGUUCUUUAGGGGCCCCAGGAGGUCACUCAGGUUUUCGUGGGUCUGGUCCUCACUGGACCCACGGCCCUAAGGCCUUGGUCCAGGCCCAGCAGACACUCAGUGGCUGGGGCACCGACCUGCUGUGCCUCGCCUGGAGGCUGCAGUGUUGAGAUCCCCUCUUCGGGGUUCAUAGAAAUAAGUGCAAUUUCUUAUGCCCCUGAAACAGUCUGAAGGGAAGCAGCAUUACUAGUUAACUAGUCCAGCGCUAUGCUACUAGUUAUGGCAUAGACUACCCGGCCCAGUGUGUGUCCACGUCCUUGCUCCCUAGCCCUUCAGCCCUGCCGUAUCUGAUCACCAGCACCAGGAUGGCCCGUCUAUCAGCUUCCCCUUUUUUCCUACUCCCCCGCUCACUCUGACCUCAGCCAGUGAGGGGUGGCCAGGCAGGGGCGCUGUGGGGUGGGAGCCACUUUCGUUGGCCUUGUUUGGAGGCCUCCUCUCCGCACAGAGGCCUGGGCCUGGGCCCUGCAGGGUGAGAACCACAUUGGAUGCUGCCAGCCCCGGCACCCGAGGCCUGAGCCCAAGGAGCUUAUGGGUGGCAGGGUCCCCAGCUCCCCUUCCCUGCCUUGCCCAGGGCCCACAGGUGGGCUCUCCUGUACAUAGCUGGGGCUUGGGGGCAGGCCCCCCUUUUGCAGAGCCCAGGGCCAAGGGCACCUGGCUGUGUCCCUGGCCGGGAUGGGGCUAGCUCUAUACGAUGUACGAUACCUUAGAGUGACCAUUAAACCUGAUCCUCUGCUGCG